Brenthis ino (lesser marbled fritillary) is the source of this 402-nucleotide messenger RNA. NCBI's taxonomy places the organism in Eukaryota, Metazoa, Arthropoda, Insecta, Lepidoptera, Nymphalidae. The record is from the annotation of a GenBank genome assembly.
AUGAGUGGUGUAAAGGACCAGUUGUCUUGUGAUCGUGAGAGAAUGACAAGUGCAGAAGGGAGAGAUGAGUGUGGUAUACAUGUACAGAACACGUCAUUGAAUAGUAAGGUUACAAUGCUCAGUGGAGAAGAAAAAGAGAAGAACAUUCAGUACCUAAGUGCUGAAUAUCCAUUCUUCAGUUCAAAAUCUAGACGGUUGCUCAGUUUUGAAGACUGGCCUCUCGCUAUGCGACAGAAACCUGAAGAUCUUGCAGAAGCCGGUUUCUUUUAUACUGGAUGUGGAGACAGGACCAAAUGUUUCCAUUGUGGUGGUGGUUUAAAAGAUUGGGAAGAUGAUGAUGAUCCUUGGCAGCAACAUGUUCAGUGGUUUAGUGAGUGUGCUUAUGUAAAGCUUAAACUCAAA